Messenger RNA from Morus notabilis, 1312 nucleotides. Its product is annotated as probable dolichyl-diphosphooligosaccharide--protein glycosyltransferase subunit 3B. The transcript has a single exon. Lineage: Eukaryota; Viridiplantae; Streptophyta; Magnoliopsida; Rosales; Moraceae. The coding region runs from base 90 to 1127 and encodes 345 amino acids. Gene Ontology annotation, cellular component: oligosaccharyltransferase complex. The record is from RefSeq and is a predicted model, not a curated record.
CUGCUGGCCCAAAGUUCCAGCAUUAAAUUCAAAACCCAAACUUUUUCGCCCCUUUCCUUCCAAUAAUCCAAUUUUCCCCAAAUCCAACAAUGGCGUCCUCUGGAACCCUAACCCACCUCUUCUUCAUCGUCGCCAUCUUCUCCUCAUCCUCCUUCAACGUCUUCUCCGACUCCGGCGCCGACCGAGUCUCCGAGCUCCUCGACCUCCAAUCCCGAUCCACAUCGGGCGUGAUCCACCUUGACGACGACUCCGUCUCUCGCUUCCUCACCUCCGCCAAGACCCCGAGACCCUACUCUCUCGUCAUCUUCUUCGACGCCGUUCAGCUCCACGACAAGCACGAGCUCCACCUCCAAGAACUCCGCAACGAGUUCGCCAUCGUCACCAACUCCUUCAUCACCAACAAUCAGGAUCCGUCGUCUCCGUCCCACGCCAAGAUCUUCUUCUGCGACAUCGAAUUCAAGGAGUCUCAGACCAGUUUCUCCCUCUUCGGUGUCAAUGCCCUUCCUCACAUCAGGCUCAUCGGCCCCAAUCACGGCCUCAAGAACUCCGAUCAGAUGGACCAGGGAGAUUUCGCGCGAUUGGCCGAGUCCAUGGCCGAAUUCAUCGAAUCGAAGACUAAGCUCUCCAUUGGCCCGAUCCAUCGGCCGCCUAUCCUUUCCAAGAAGCAGUUGAUAUUUGCCACCAUUGCCUGGCUGAUUUGGAUGCCGUUUCUCAUCAAGAAGAUUCUCAGUGGGAAGACGCUUCUUCACGACCCAAAGAUAUGGCUGUCCGGUGCGGUUUUCAUUUAUUUCUUCAGCGUUUCAGGUGCUAUGCACAACAUAAUCAGGAAGAUGCCGAUGUUUUUGGCCGACCGGGGCGAUCCGUCCAAGCUGAUAUUUUUCUAUCAGGGAUCGGGAAUGCAGCUCGGAGCCGAGGGUUUCGCAAUCGGGUUCUUGUACACAAUCGUCGGGUUGUUGCUGGCGUUGGUGACUCGAGUGCUCAUUAAGGUCAGGAAUGUAACAGUGCAGAGGUUGGUUAUGAUUUUCGCGCUCUUCGUCUCGUUUUGGGCGGUGAAGAAGGUGGUCUACUUGGAUAACUGGAAGACUGGUUACGGAGUCCAUGCCUUCUGGCCCUCGAGUUGGAGCUGAGCUAAGAAGGGAUGUGGUUUUCCGGAUACUACUGAGAAAGGUGAUACUUUUGAUUUAGUGAAAAUGGAUAAAUUAGUGCAGACUUAAUGAUAUUAUAUGUAACUUUGGUAAUAGGAACAACGUAUUUUGAUACUUCUUGAAACUUGGUUACUUCUUACUUCAAAUUUGAGAACUUUGUUAGAGAA